Messenger RNA from Pistacia vera, 1677 nucleotides. RefSeq names its product G-type lectin S-receptor-like serine/threonine-protein kinase RKS1. Lineage: Eukaryota; Viridiplantae; Streptophyta; Magnoliopsida; Sapindales; Anacardiaceae. The transcript has 4 exons. Bases 1 to 1677 code for a protein of 558 amino acids. The record is from RefSeq and is a predicted model, not a curated record. Gene Ontology annotation, biological process: recognition of pollen.
AUGUGUCGUGUAAUAUGGUUUCUGAAAACAUUGCUAGUCUCUCAACUUUUUCACUUCUCUGCUUCCAUGAAUGCCAUCACACCAAACAACUCUAUCAAAGAUGGUGAGGUUAUAGACUCUACCGAAAAAAUCUUUACUCUUGGAUUCUUCAGUCCGGGUAAGUCCACCAAACGAUAUGUUGGAAUUUGGUAUUAUCAAGAUCCUGAUAAAGCCAUUGUUUGGGUGGCUAAUAGAGAUGAUCCAAUCAACGAUAGAUCCGGGGUCCUCUCAAUCAACAACGGAAACCUUGUCCUGUCUGAAAAAAACCAAACUGUUAUUGUCUGGUCCACAAAUGUUUCAGUCACAUCCACCAGCAACACCAAAGCUCAGCUCUUAGAUACAGGAAAUCUUGUUUUGGUCGAACGUGACACCAAGAAGACACUAUGGCAAGGUUUUGAUCAUCUUACUAAUACUCUGAUUCCGUUUAUGAAACUUGGGUUGGACAGACAAAGAAGUGUGAAUUGGUCCUUAACGUCUUGGAAAUCCCCAGAUGAUCCUGGAACUGGAAACUACUCUUACCGAUUCGAUUCAACUGGAUUUCCUCAGUUGUCAUUGUACAGGGGUCCGGAUAAGAUAUGGCGAACUGGCUCGUGGACAGGUCAAAGAUUGAUCGGCAUACCUGAAAUACAGUGGAGUAAAAUUUCGUUCUCUACUUUUGAAGAUAACGAAGAUGAAUUAUCCUCAAUGUACGGUGUAACUAACUCUUCAGUGAGGAUAAGAUUGGUACUAAAUGAGUCAGGAGUUACGCAAAGGUUCUCAUGGGAUAAGAGAUGGAUUCAGUUUGCUUCUGCCCCAAUGGAGCAGUGUGAUUAUUAUGGGAAUUGUGGCGCCAACAUUAACUGUAACCCGUAUAAUGUUGGAAAUGUAGACUUUGAGUGCACGUGCCUACCUGGGUAUGAACCCGAGAAUCCACAAUCAUGGUUCUACAGAGACGGGUCGGAUGGGUGCAGAAGAAAGCAAGGUAUGUCCACGUGUCAAAAAGGAGAAGGAUUUGUUAAGGUGGCACGUUUGAAGGUGCCGGAUACAAAUGUCACACAUGUGGACUUGAGUUUGGGGUUGAAGGAAUGUGAAAGAAAGUGCUUGAGCAAUUGUAGUUGCUUAGCUUACACAAGUGCAUAUGCUGAAAGUGAGGGAGGAGCUACUGGAUGCUUGACAUAUCAUGGGAAUAUGAUGGAUGCGAGAACAUAUACAAAUACUGGUCAAGAUUUCUAUGUUCGUGUUAAUGCAACUGAGUUAGCACUUUAUAAGAAGAAUGGUUCACUACUUGCCAAGAAGACAAUUGUGAUACUUUCUUUAGUGGCAUUGCUUUUCCCGAUAACCUUGAUGUUUUUAUUCUUCCGAAGGAAGAAAAAGAGGAAGGCAAAAUACAGGACAUCUUCAUUUAACUUGGCUGCAAGUUCAACAUACUUAGAUGACUCUUUUGAUAUUCAAGAACAAGAUGGGAAUACAAGAGAUCCAGAUUUACCAAUGUUUGACCUUAGAACCAUUGUUGCGGCUACAGAUAAUUUCUCUACUGAUAACAAACUUGGAGAAGGUGGUUUUGGCUCUGUUUAUAAGUGGGAUGACUUUGGCUUCAAGGAGAAAUUCUCUUCCAAGCUGCAGCAAGAUACUCUUGCUUUGCUUGAGGGAGGAUGUUGA